This is a messenger RNA of Echinops telfairi (small Madagascar hedgehog), 2471 nucleotides long. It is a transcript of the gene NASP, whose product is annotated as nuclear autoantigenic sperm protein. The record is from RefSeq and is a predicted model, not a curated record. Gene Ontology annotation, molecular function: histone binding. Gene Ontology annotation, cellular component: nucleoplasm. The coding region runs from base 1 to 2355 and encodes 784 amino acids. Lineage: Eukaryota; Metazoa; Chordata; Mammalia; Afrosoricida; Tenrecidae. The transcript has 13 exons. Gene Ontology annotation, biological process: CENP-A containing chromatin assembly; DNA replication-dependent chromatin assembly.
AUGGGCGGUCUUCCCUUCGAUGAGGCACCGUCGCUGUUCGAGGUGGCCCGGACGCUAAAGCAGGCUGCCUCAUGCCAAGAGCCUCGCGUUUCGGAUCUAACUAGUUGGCUGGCGCCCCCUGCCCCGCUUUUCGCGGCCGCCAUCUUGCUGGGGGCCUCGGCCACUGUUCCCAUCGUCUGCCCCUCUCCUUCCUCCCCUCGCUUGGGGCUGUCGUCUGGAAGUUGUCUCUUUUUUUGUAGAGGUAAGAAGUAUGGAGAAACAGCUAAUGAAUGUGGAGAAGCCUUCUUUUUCUAUGGAAAAUCGCUUCUGGAGUUGGCAAGAAUGGAGAAUGGUGUUUUGGGAAAUGCCCUGGAAGGUGUGCAUGUGGAAGAGGAGGAAGGAGUAAAAACAGAAGAGGAAUCUUUGGUAGAAAACAAUGAUAACAUUGAUGAAGAAGCAAGGGAAGAGUUGAGAGAACAGGUUUAUGACGCCAUGAAAGAGCAAGAAGCCAAAAAAUCAGAAGACAAGUCUCUGGUAAAGCCUGAAACUCAUAAAGAACAAGAGACUGAAAUGGUGAAGGGUGGAAGAGAAGACAUGGAUUUAAGUGAGCAUGUUGUAGAAGAGCCACAGAAAAAAGUUGAAUCAACUCCAGAUGAGUUAACUGAAACUACCAAAGAGGUGAACGUGGCAACAAGAGGACUGGAUGAAGCUGAAGUUGCUUCCGGGGAGCCAGAACACAAAGCACCCAAUUCUGUUGAAGGGAAAUUGGUGUCUGGAACAGACAUCGAGGAAGAAAGGUGCAGAGAAAAUGAAGGUCAGGGGAAGCAGGCAGAGGUUACUAUGAGCCUGGAGGAAAAGCCCAAAGAAGCAGAACCGUCUGAUGUGAGUGUGGAAGAGCAGGGCACUGCAGUGGAGGGAGGAGCAGAGUCUGUAGAUCCAAUAGUCAAGCCAUUGGAUGUGGGUGGGGAGGAGCCAAAGGAGCAGGUAGCUCCAUUUGAAAAAGAGCCAGGAGAGACUGUUCCUGAGGAACCUCUAGUAGGCCAAGAAGUGCCCCUUGUUGAAGAGCCAUCCGAGGUGAGAACAGGGGUUGCCAACGAGCCUGGAGCAGAAGACUCUGAAAAGCCUAGGCAGGUGGCUAAGGCUCCUUCUCCAAAGGAUGGUAAAGUCAAUGAACAGCCAGCUUCAGGAGAACAGACUCCUAUUGAACCGCAAACAUCUGCAGAAGGACCUGCAGGACAAAAAGAUGAAUCAGGAGUAGAGGAUACUGUCAGGGCAGAGCUGAUUCCUAGCAAGGUGGAGACUAAACUGUCUAUAGAACUAUCUGCAGCUGGAGAUGAGGUUGAGACCAAGGUAGCCCAGGGAGCUCCGGAGAAAUCACCUGAAGACAAAGUUAAGAUAGCUGCUAAUGAAGAAACACGAGAGAGAGAAGAACAGAUGAAAGAGGGUGAAGAAACUGAAGGCUCAGAAGAAGAAGAUAAAGAAAAUGACAAGGCUGAAGAAAUGCCAAAUGAUUCUGUUCUUGAUAACAAGUCUCUUCAAGAAAAUGAAGAGGAGGAGAUUGGGAACCUAGAGCUUGCCUGGGAAAUGCUGGAUUUAGCAAAGAUCAUUUUUAAGAGGCAAGAAACAAAAGAAGCACAACUUUAUGCUGCAGAGGCACAUCUUAAACUUGGAGAAGUUAGUGUUGAAUCUGAAAAUUAUGUGCAAGCUGUGGAGGAGUUCCAGGCUUGCCUAAGCCUGCAAGAGCACUACCUAGAAGCCCACGAUCGUCUCCUUGCAGAGACGCACUACCAGCUAGGUCUGGCCUAUGGGUACAAUUCCCAGUACGAUGACGCAGUCGCACAGUUCAGCAGAUCCAUGGACGUCAUUGAGAAGAGAAUGGCUGUGCUAAAUAAGCAGAAGGAGGAGGCUGGAGGAUCACCUACUGAAUAUGAGAAAGAAAUUGAGGAGCUGAAGGAACUACUACCUGAAAUUAGAGAGAAGAUAGAAGAUGCAAAGGAGUCCCAGCAUAGUGGGAAUGUAGCUGAAUUGGCUUUGAAAGCUACUCUGGUGGAGAGUGCUACUUCAGGUUUCACUUCUAGUGGAGGAGGCUCUUCAGUCUCCAUGAUUGCCAGUAGAAAGUCAGCAGAUGGUGCUUCCUCAUCAAACUGUGUAACUGAUAUUUCCCACCUUGUCAGGAAGAAGAGGAAACCAGAGGAAGAGAGUCCCCGGAAAGAUGAAGCCAAGAAGCCCAAACAAGAGCUGGAGGUGAAUGGAGGCAGAGGGGACGCAGCCCCCGGUGGAAAUGACAUGUCUGAAAACAUGGAGGAGGCUGAGACUCAGGCAGAAAGCCGGGCAGCAGUGGAGGGCGGAGCUACAGUUGAAAGCACUGCAAGUUAAAGAGAGGGAAGAGUGAUUUUCCUUCUGAGACAAAGUGUUUUUUUUUUGUAUAUAAUGUAUUUUUUCACUUUUGGGGGAUUCUUUUUGUAUAACUUCAAUAAAGAUUGUAAGCAAAG